Molecule: messenger RNA, 579 nt
Organism: Plodia interpunctella (Indianmeal moth)
Lineage: Eukaryota; Metazoa; Arthropoda; Insecta; Lepidoptera; Pyralidae
Gene: LSm3
Product: Like Sm 3
Exons: 3
Coding region: 22-531 (169 amino acids)
Biological process (GO): mRNA splicing, via spliceosome; P-body assembly
Cellular component (GO): U6 snRNP; P-body; Lsm1-7-Pat1 complex
Molecular function (GO): RNA binding
Source: RefSeq, a predicted model, not a curated record
UGGCGUUCUGAAUGACCUCUCAUGAAUGGCCGCUUUACGCCGGAUGAGAAAGGCAUUUUUUUUUUUUUGUUUUGUUUGCAAAGGGAUCUAAACCCACAAACAAAACGAAUUUAUAACCUCCAAAUUAUUUCGAUUCGAGUAGAGUUUGUGUUUUUUUACCUAAAAAAGUGCAGUUUGCAGAGAAAUAUCAAGUGUAAAGUAUUAUACAUACAUACCAAGACCAUGGCCGAUGAUGGAGAAAAUGUUUCUGUUAUGACAGUAAAGGAACCACUGGAUUUGAUCAGACUUAGUUUGGAUGAGCGAAUAUAUGUAAAAAUGCGAAAUGAACGAGAACUAAGAGGAAAACUUCAUGCUUAUGAUCAACACUUAAACAUGGUUUUGGGUGAUGCUGAAGAAACCAUCACAACAGUUGAAAUAGAUGAAGAAACAUAUGAAGAGGUUUACAGAACAACAAAAAGGAACAUACCUAUGCUGUUUGUCAGAGGAGAUGGUGUAAUUUUAGUGUCACCCCCUGUUCGUGUUGGUGUUUAGUUAAUAAGUAAAUUAAGAAAUUAAAAAUAAAUUCAAAAUCAGAUAUUA